Molecule: messenger RNA, 1974 nt
Organism: Acanthamoeba castellanii str. Neff
Lineage: Eukaryota; Discosea; Longamoebia; Acanthamoebidae
Product: cleavage and polyadenylation specific factor 3like, putative
Exons: 12
Coding region: 1-1974 (657 amino acids)
Biological process (GO): snRNA processing
Cellular component (GO): nucleus
Source: RefSeq, a predicted model, not a curated record
AUGGACAUCAAAGUAACGCCAUUGGGGGCGGGCCAGGAUGUGGGGCGCAGUUGUAUUCUUGUGAGUCUGGGUGGCAAGAACAUCAUGUUCGAUUGCGGCAUGCACAUGGGCUACGACGAUGCCCGUCGCUUUCCCGACUUCAACUUCAUCUCCAAGAGCGGCAACUUCACCAACGCCAUAGACUGCAUCAUCAUCACCCACUUCCACUUGGAUCACUGUGGCGCGCUGCCCUACUUCACGGAGAUGUGCGGCUACGACGGACCCAUCUACAUGACGCACCCGACCAAGGCCAUCUGCCCCAUUCUGCUCGAGGACUACCGUAAGAUCACGGUCGAGCGAAAAGGCGAGACCAACUUCUUCACCUCGCAGAUGAUCAAGGACUGCAUGAAGAAGGUGGUGGGGCUCAACGUGCAUCAGACGGUGCAGGUGGACGAGGAGCUGGAGAUCAGGGCCUACUACGCAGGCCACGUGCUGGGGGCGGCCAUGUUCUACGUACGCGUCGGGGACCAGAGCGUCGUCUACACCGGCGACUACAAUAUGACCCCCGACCGACACCUUGGCGCCGCCUGGAUCGAGAAGCUUCGCCCCGACGUGCUGAUCACGGAGUCCACGUACGCCACCACGAUUCGCGACUCCAAGCGGUGGCGAGAGCGCGACUUCCUCAAACGAGUGCACUCGUGCGUGGAGAAGGGUGGAAAGGUGCUCAUCCCGGUGUUUGCGCUGGGGAGGGCGCAGGAGCUGUGCAUAUUGCUGGAGACCUACUGGGAGCGGAUGAACCUGACCGUGCCCAUCUACUUCUCGGCCGGUCUCACCGAGAAGGCCACCAACUACUACAAGCUCUUCAUCCACUGGACCAACGAAAAGAUCAAGCGUACGUUCGUGCACAGGAAUAUGUUCGAUUUCAAGCACAUCUCCACAUUCGAGCGGGGUCUGGCUGACCAGCCCGGUCCCAUGGUCCUCUUCGCCACCCCCGGCAUGCUCCACGCCGGCACCUCCCUCGAGGUCUUCAAGAAAUGGGCGCCCAACGAGAAGAAUUUGGUCAUCAUUCCGGGCUACUGUGUGGUCGGAACCGUCGGCAACAAGCUGGCCGCUGGACGCAAGGGUUCGUUCAAAGUGGAUCUGGAUUCGCGCACGUCGCUCGAGGUUCGCUGCAAGGUGAAGAACCUCUCCUUCUCCGCCCACGCCGACGCCAAGGGCAUCAUGCAGCUCAUCAAGAUGAGCCAGCCCGCCAACGUCAUCCUCGUGCACGGCGAGAAGGGCAAGAUGCAAUCGCUGAAGCAGCGCGUGAUUCGCGAGUUUGAGAUUCCGUGCUUCGACCCGCCGAAUGGCAGCACCGUCACCAUCAAGACCGCGCGGUCGGUGCCCGUGCAGAUCUCGCCCGCCCUCAUUCGCGCCCACGCCAAGCGCCCGCUGCCUUCCUCCUUGACACCCGCCUCCUCCUCCUCGUCGUCGUCGUCAUCAAUUGGCAUCGAUUCAGAAGGAACCACCCAGCCUCCGCUCAAGCGCUUCAAGUGGACCGAACCCUCGCCUGCCGAUAGGGCACUCCUGACCGGCGUGGUGCUGGUCAAAGACUCCCAGGCCAUAGAGCUGGUCGAUGAGGAGGAAGCGGUGGAGCGGCUGGACAUGCCGCGCCACGCCCUCAAGUUUUCGGCCGUGCGCUCCUUCCCGGCCUUCAUCUCCAUCGAGGCCCUCCUCGACGAACUCUACGUUGCUCUCUCCAAGCGGGUGGCGGCAGCGGCGUCGCGAGACGGGCGAAGCAUCCGGGUGGCCGGGUCGGUGCGGAUCAGUGUCAAGAGCGAGAACACGGCCCUCCACACGUCGUGGCACUAUCGCGACGAGUCCCUCGCCCUCCAGGUGCUCGCCGUGGUCGACCGCCUCCUCCACGACCUCCCCGCGUCGCCUGCCGACGAGCCCGAGCCCCGCGACCUCCAGCUCCCGCACGACGACAACGAAGAGGCCGAGGCCGUCGCCUGA